Pimephales promelas (fathead minnow) is the source of this 4159-nucleotide messenger RNA. It is a transcript of the gene kdm2ba, whose product is annotated as lysine (K)-specific demethylase 2Ba. Gene Ontology annotation, molecular function: zinc ion binding; protein binding; DNA binding. The record is from RefSeq and is a predicted model, not a curated record. Lineage: Eukaryota; Metazoa; Chordata; Actinopteri; Cypriniformes; Leuciscidae.
CUCCCCCUCUCAAUCUACCACCCAGACCCACACAGUACAAUGUGUGCUCUUUGUAGGCAAGCCUGUAACUGGACGCCAGGUGGUCUGUGAUUGGCUGAGUCGAGGCCCUCUCUCCCCCGUCUUCUUUUUCUGGUGCAUAUGCAUGAGAUAGCAGGCUGGUGUGUGCCUGUGCAGCUGCUUGUUCCAGACAGGAAAAGAGAGGGAGAGAAACAGGAGCGAGACAUUGGGGAAGGGUAAAGGAAGAGGAACAGAGAAAGGAAAUCGGCUGAGGAGACCGAGGGCGACUGUGAUUGGGGGGUUUUGGUAGCCAUGUCUAUUUUCUGUUUGUCUGGCUGGCUAUGAGAUCAGGCGGCCAUGGCCAUGUCACUGAGCGCCGACGAUGAGGAUUACGACUCGGACACAGCCGAACAGCAACGGCUUCCCAAUAGACCCAAGCCUAAAAUGGCUGCAUCAACAGCAACAACUCCGGCAGCAACCACGUCUUCAUCCACUGCUACAGCGGUCAAGCUGCCAUCCAAUCGAACCUCCUCUGGAGCUCGCCGCAGGCGCACACGAUGCCGGAAGUGCGAGGCAUGUGUGCGGACGGAAUGUGGAGAGUGUCACUUCUGUAAGGACAUGAAGAAGUUUGGAGGACCUGGACGAAUGAAACAGUCUUGCAUUAUGAGACAAUGUAUAGCGCCUGUGUUGCCGCACACAGCAGUGUGUGUGGUGUGUGGUGAAGCCGGUAAAGAAGACACACUUGAUGAUGAAGAUGAAAAAUUUAACGCCAUGCUCAUGGAGUGCUCCAUCUGCAACGAGAUUGUCCACCCAAACUGCCUAAAGGUAAAGGAUGCAGCCGGGGUAGUAAAUGAUGAGCUUCCUAACUGCUGGGAAUGUCCAAAAUGCAAUUAUGCUGGGAAAACUGGAAAAGCCUGCAAGCAAAAACGGGGCCCAGGCUUCAAGUACGCAUCCAACCUGCCAGGGUCCCUUCUGAGGGAGCAAAAAGCAGGUCGUGACGGUAGAGAGGAAGGGGACCAGACAUUGACAGGUGCAGCAUCCAUCAAAAGGAAGAGUGAGAGGGAGGAAACUCCCAGACUGAAGACUGAGGAUCUGCCCUCACGUCUACCCCCACUCUUGACCCCCAGUGGCCUGCCAAGACCACGAUCCGAAGUUCCCAACUUUUUGAGAAAGAAGAGGAAGUUAUUUGAUGACGAUGAAGAGGAAGAGGAGGCUAGUGCUAAAAAGAAGUCGAAGAAACCCUGGAGGUCUGAAGAGCCUUUGAUUCCCAAACUCUCUCACAUGAGAACAGAAGAGGAGGAAGACAACUCUGAUGAGGAGGAAGACAGGCAGGAGAAGCGAGAACCGCCUCGUCGUUCAUUUAAGAAGGACUACAGCACAGUGAGAAAAGAGGAAUCGCAUGAAGAAGAGAGACGGGAGGAGAGAGAUUCACCUUUCAGAUCCCUAAAGGAGUUUAACACCCUAAAGAAAGAAGAAGACCAAGAAGAAGACAAAGAUGAAGAUGAUGAGGAAGAGGAGGAUGAGAGUAAUGGCAAACGAGGCAGGGACAGCAGCCCUGCACUGAAGAACCAUUCUUUAUCGCUUGAGAGUGACGCAUCGCGGUGCAGCUCCCCAAGGGCAGGGCCGAGCAGUGAAGGCAGCGAGACGCAAGAAAAGGCACCACGUCCUCGGGCGAGGCGACACCGACGGAAGCCCCCUAACCGCCAGCUUAGCGCAGAACUUAGCAAGCAGCUUAACAUGGAGAUCCGUCGCACGGAGCAUUCACUGGCCAAUGAGAACCAGCAGCCACUCAAGAGUGAACCCGAGGACAGCGAGAACGAGGAACCAAAGAGAGGCUUACGGAACGGGACUACAGGGAAUGUGGGAGGAGGAGGUGGAGGAGUAGAAAGGGGAGCAGGAGGAGAGGGAGGGGGGGAGCGACCACACUUACGAGCAAGGGAGAUGAACGGGACGUCUUGGGAGCUGCGGCACUUCUACCCUCCUCAGAUCACCCCUCUUGGCUUGAACCGCAGUUCACCUACAGUCAGGCCACUUCCUGCACGUUCCCCUCCCAAGUGUGUUCAGAUGGAGCGCCAUGUGAUCCGGCCACCUCCGAUUUGCCCUCCACCUGAUAGGCUACCACUAGCUGAUGGGCGUAAUCACAUUGCGCCCAGAGAAGCGUGGUUGGCUAUCUUCAGUCACUUGAGCCAUCGUGAACUUUGUGUGUGCAUGCGCGUGUGCAGGACAUGGAAUCGCUGGUGUUGUGACAAGAGAUUGUGGACUCAUAUCGAUUUGAAGCGCUGUAAGUCCAUCACACCACUCAUGCUGAGUGGGAUAAUUCGCAGACAGCCCAUCACAUUGGACUUGAGCUGGACCAACAUCUCCAAGAAGCAAUUAAGCUGGCUUAUUAACCGACUACCAGGACUGAGGGUGCUCCUCCUAUCAGGCUGUUCAUGGGUGGCCGUUUCGGCUCUCUGCACAUCCAGCUGUCCUCUACUGCGUACUCUAGAUCUGCAGUGGGUGGAGGGGCUCAAAGACCCCCAGAUGAGGGACCUACUAUCCCCUCCAACUGACAACAGACCAGGUCAGAUGGACACACGCAGCAAACUACGGAAUGUUACUGACCUGCGUCUGGCUGGUUUGGACCUCACGGACUGCUCUCUGCGUCUCAUAAUUAAAAAUAUGCCUCUACUCUCCCGUCUGGACUUGAGUUACUGCAACCAUAUCAAUGACCAGUCAGUAAACCUGCUGACUGCUGCAGGGACCACCACGAGGGACUCCCUAACCGAUGUCAACCUUUCUGUGUGCAACAGGGUCACUGAUCAGUCACUGAGUUACUUCAAACGCUGCGGAAGCAUCUGCCGCAUUGACCUGCGAUUUUGCAAGCAGGUGAGCCGUCAGGCAUGCGAGCGCUUCAUUGCUGAGAUGUCGGUCAUUGUUCCCUUCAAACUGCAAGAGGAUAAACUGCUCCAAAAACUACACAGCACCCCCUAGUGUCUGGGAGGAAAUGAACACCAGUCUAAAAUGAUACCAUGUAUCAGGUGCACUCAUGUGUUCGGACUGAAACUGAAUUCAUUUCGCACACUUAAAAAAAAAAAAGCACUGCAACACGUAUAUGUGGACAAAGCGUUUAGCCUUCUUUCAAACUGGGGAGAAGAGCAGACAUAUUGUACUUAAAGGCACAUAAUUCUGCUCCUAUUCUGAAUGGUGUAUUUUAAUGAUGAUGGACUUUAUUCUUCAAAUUCUGUUAAUCUUUAAGAGGAGAUUUAUGUGUUAUUACCAGGAAAUUGUAUUUAAAUGGUGGUGUAGUAGAAAGCAGAGGGGUAUAUAUACACACAACAUCCAUAUACUCACUGGAUACUACUACACACACUUAAUCAAUAGAAAAGAGUGAGUAAGCAUGAUUGUACAUUAUUCAAAAUUCAAUUUUUUUGUACAAAAGAUGUAUCAGUUCAGAUUUCUGUGCUAUAUUUGGUUCAGUCCUGAUAUAUGUAUUGUUCUUUAUUUUGUUUUUUUAAUAUAAUGGAAUUUUUAAAUAUCUCUGUCCAUUUUAUGUAAUCAGCUUUGGAAUGCUCCAGUCUGAUUUUUUCAGAUGUUUUGACUGCUUUGAAUUUCAAGUACUUGCUGUUCUUAUCUCAAACAGGUAUAGAAGUGGAAUUUGUUAUUAUGAGGUCUAUUUAUAAACCAGUGCCAUAUUUCAUCUGUUGUUUUACAGUUGUAACAGGCAAGACAUCAGUAGGUUAUAUUUCAUAGCUAUUCCUGUGUAGAGCUAAGCUCUACAAGUGUUAGACCAAACAAAUUACUGAUUAUUUAAUCUUGUUAACAAGUAAUUUGUUCAGUUCAACAUAUAAGGUAGUUAUGCAUUUUUCCCCAUGAGGUAAAAAAAAGACUUUGCUGAACCUCCAUCUAGUAUUUGUCUGAGAUUAUCAUGUGCUUUUUAUUCCUUCCACAGUGAUUAUUAUUGUAAAAUGGUAACUGUUAUGAUGAAAGAUGAUUUUAAUGGUGUGUAUUAUUGUGAGUUUUGUCUCAGGAUAUUUACUGUCAGAAAGAGGGAGUCUGCCAUUUGAUCUAAGCCACCAUACUUGUACCACUAUAAAUUAAGGCAUUUUUCGCCAUCUAAAACAGUCUAAUGUACAUUCGGCUAUUUAUAUUUGUAUGUAAUUAAAAAAAAAUGUACCGUGAU